AUGGCAUCGCUUUGGCUGCUUGUGCCACUACUAGCAAUACCCCUAGUGCUAUUCGUAGCAUGGCUGAUUCUAUCUUCCUGUCUUGGAGAUAGCUUUCGACUACGGUUUUCAAACGUCACGGUCAACCCCCGUCAAGCCAUUUUUGAUCGGAACUAUAUGAGGUCCGUCACUUCAAGCGGACAAGGCACAUGGAACCAGUUUGAAAUGACCGAUAUGCUCGGUGACAGCCCUCGAGGCUCGAUUGAUUCUAAUGAAAGCUGA
Molecule: messenger RNA, 261 nt
Organism: Amorphotheca resinae ATCC 22711
Lineage: Eukaryota; Fungi; Ascomycota; Leotiomycetes; Helotiales; Amorphothecaceae
Exons: 2
Coding region: 1-261 (86 amino acids)
Source: RefSeq, a predicted model, not a curated record